Messenger RNA from Chelmon rostratus (copperband butterflyfish), 1590 nucleotides. RefSeq names its product potassium channel, subfamily V, member 2a (gene kcnv2a). The record is from RefSeq and is a predicted model, not a curated record. Gene Ontology annotation, molecular function: voltage-gated potassium channel activity. Gene Ontology annotation, cellular component: voltage-gated potassium channel complex; membrane. Bases 1 to 1590 code for a protein of 529 amino acids. The transcript has 9 exons. Gene Ontology annotation, biological process: protein homooligomerization; potassium ion transmembrane transport. NCBI's taxonomy places the organism in Eukaryota, Metazoa, Chordata, Actinopteri, Chaetodontiformes, Chaetodontidae.
AUGUUGACCCAGCUCAGAGCCCGCAGCAGGAGUUUGUUCCACAGCUUCAAGUCCGGCAGCCGGACUCAAGCGGUCCCGGAGCCGGCCGACUAUCUGGACUUCAGCAGCCGCUGUGUUAAGCCAUGGAGCUCCAUGCAGGAUCUGGCCAGAGACAUCUAUGAUAUAUAUGCUGAGUAUGAAGAUGAGGAGGAUGGAUUCCCGGUGUCUCCCUCACACCUGCUGCUCUCUCCAACCAAACACCUCACUCUGAACAUCAACGUUGGAGGAACGAUGUACUACUUGCCCUACAGCUUAGCUGCCAGGUAUCCAAAGACCAGGAUUGGCCGGUUGGCCACGUGCAGGGACCACAGCAGGAAGCUGGACCUGUGUGACGACUACAUCGUCCAGAGCAACGAGUUCUUCUUCGACCGCGACCCUAAAAUCUUCCACAACAUCUUCAACUUCUACAGAACUGGAGUGUUAUGCAUUAGAGACGAGCUGUGUCCCCGCAACUUCCUGGAGGAGAUAAACUACUGGGGCGUCAGAAUCAAAAACAGCCAACGCUGCUGCCGCAUCUCCUUUGAAGAGAGGCAGGACGAGCUGAGCGAGCAACUGAAGAUACAGCGGCAGCUGAUAGCAGAGGUGGAGAUGGAGGAGAACGAGGAGUUAUUUCACGGCAUGGCGUUCGGGCCCGCCCGGAGGAAAAUCUGGAACCUGAUGGAGAAGCCGUUCUCCUCUGUCACUGCUAAGCUGAUGGGGGUCGCCUCCUCCAUGUUUGUGCUGGUCUCGCUGGUCGCCAUGACGCUCAACACUGUGGAGGAGAUGCAGUACAAGACGGCGUCGGGCCAGCCCAGCGGCAGAUUCUAUGGCGAGUAUGUCGAGACGUCCUGCAUCACCUUCUUCACCCUGGAGUACCUGCUGCGCCUGGCGUCCACCCCCGACCUCAAGUGUUUUGGACGCAGCGUGCUGAACACCGUCGACCUGGUCGCCAUCCUGCCGCACUACCUGCAGAUGGCCCUGGAGCACUUCGAGGACGAGGACAUCCACCCGCACUCGGGGGACAUCGAGACCGUGGCGCGUGUCGGAAAGAUGGGUCAGGUUCUGAGGAUCAUGCGUCUGAUGCGGAUCUUCAGGAUCUUGAAGCUGGCUCGCCACUCGACGGGCCUCAGGGCCUUUGGCUUCACGCUGAGACAGUGCUACCAGCAGGUGGGCUGCUUGCUACUCUUCAUCGCUAUGGGCAUCUUCAUGUUUUCGGCCAUGGUGUACACUGUGGAGCAUGACGUUUACAACACCAACUUCACCUCCAUGCCGCACGCAUGGUGGUGGGCUGCUGUGAGUAUUUCCACCGUCGGCUACGGCGACAUGUUCCCUGAGACCAACCUGGGCCGUAUCUUAGCCUUCGCCUGCAUCUCCUUCGGCAUCAUCCUCAACGGCAUGCCCAUCUCCGUCCUCUACAACAAGUUCUCCGACUACUACACCAAGCUUAAGUCCCACGAGUACACCGCCGUCGCCAAGGCCAGAGGGAAGGUGCACUUCGCCAGGAGGGCAGCAAAGAGGUUGGCAGAGUACUGCGAGGACGUCGUUCAGCCGAGGACGUCCCGCCUGCAGUGA